This is a messenger RNA of Poecilia reticulata (guppy), 1405 nucleotides long. The record is from RefSeq and is a predicted model, not a curated record. Lineage: Eukaryota; Metazoa; Chordata; Actinopteri; Cyprinodontiformes; Poeciliidae.
AUGGAGRAGCUUUAUAGCUACAAGUACAACUGGCUCUAUGCCAGCCACAUAGUUGAGAGGAGUGGAGCCACUGCAGUUGUUCAGGCAGCAUACUGCAAGCCAAGAAAGGAGAAGGUGGCCAUCAAACGCAUCAACCUGGAAAAGUGUCAAACUAGCAUGGAUGAGCUCCUGAAAGAGAUUCAGGCUAUGAGCCAGUGCCACCAUCCAAACAUUGUGUCUUAUUAUACCUCCUUUGUGGUGAAAGAUGAACUGUGGCUGGUGAUGAAGCUGCUCAGUGGUGGCUCCGUGUUGGACAUCAUCAAGCACAUCAUCUUUACCAUCAGAGACCUUAAGGCUGGAAACAUUCUUCUCGGAGACGACGGCUCAGUGCAGAUAGCUGACUUUGGUGUGAGUGCCUUUCUAGCCACAGGGGGAGACAUGACGAGGAAUAAGGUUCGAAAGACGUUUGUUGGGACGCCAUGCUGGAUGGCGCCAGAGGUCAUGGAGCAGGUCCGUGGCUACGACUUCAAAGCAGACAUCUGGAGCUUUGGGAUAACCGCCAUUGAACUGGCCACUGGGGCCGCGCCGUAUCACAAAUACCCACCAAUGAAGGUGUUGAUGCUGACUCUGCAGAACGACCCUCCUUGUCUGGAGACGGGUGUCGCGGACAAAGAAACGGUGAAGAAAUACGGCAAGUCUUCAAACCUUAAAUUAUUUGACUUUUUACCUCAGGAUCCUGCGGCCUCCAGYGUUCCCAUCAGCCUCGUCCUCAGGCUGAGGAACAACAAGAAGGAGCUCAACGACAUCCGUUUUGAGUUCAUGAGUGGCAGAGACUCUGCUGAUGGCGUCUCUCAGGAGCUGGUCUCAGCCGGUCUGGUUGAUGGGAGGGACUUGGUCAUCGUUGCUGCCAAUUUGCAAAAGAUUGUUGAUGAUCCUCAGAGUAACAAAAAUGUGACCUUUAAACUGGCGUCUGGUGUGGAGGAGUCCGAGAUUCCCGACGAUGUAAAGCUGAUCGGAUUUGCGCAGCUCAGCAUCAGUUAAGUGGAGCAGAGUUGGCGAAAUAAGACUGAAACGUAUGGUUUUGCACAGCUGCAUUGUAGUCAACUCCAAGGACCCACUACUGCCAAAGAGAGGAGACUGAGGAUGAGGAGGGAGUGGAGUGAGGUUGGCAGGAGUGUGACUCUACUGCAGGAUGCACGAGGACCACACCAAGGGGCUCAGCUCAUCACAGGAACCACACUUGAAAUGUUUACAGUGCGCUUAUAGAGUUUAACGGGAGAGAAAAAUGCAAUCAACUAUUAUCAGCUCCUAAUUCGUUUUCCUUUUAGUCCUCCUCCGCAUACACAAGCACAAUCCAAACCAUCUCCUGCCAGUACUGGAAACUGAUGGCCUUUUUUUUUCUUUUCUUUUCUUUUUUUUUUUUUUA